Calliphora vicina (urban bluebottle blowfly) is the source of this 1722-nucleotide messenger RNA. RefSeq names its product prolyl 4-hydroxylase subunit alpha-2-like. Gene Ontology annotation, molecular function: procollagen-proline 4-dioxygenase activity; iron ion binding; protein binding. The record is from RefSeq and is a predicted model, not a curated record. Gene Ontology annotation, biological process: peptidyl-proline hydroxylation to 4-hydroxy-L-proline. NCBI's taxonomy places the organism in Eukaryota, Metazoa, Arthropoda, Insecta, Diptera, Calliphoridae. Gene Ontology annotation, cellular component: endoplasmic reticulum. The transcript has 9 exons. Bases 61 to 1698 code for a protein of 545 amino acids.
CUGAAACGUUAAGACGUUUAAGCCAAAGUAGGCAAAGCGCGGCACAUUAUUCCAAAGGAUAUGUUUGAGAAUUUAAAUAAAUUUAUAAUAUUUUACGUGUACAGCUUAGUGCUGGCCACUAAAGCGUGGGCGAUAACAGUGGAAAAUGAAUAUUUUUCAUCGGUGGCGGGUUUGGAAAAUUUAUUCAAAACGGAAGUGCAACUGUUAGCGGAAAUGCAAAAUUAUAUUUAUAAUUUGCAACAACAUAUUGAUGUGUUGCAAAGUGAAAUCAAUUUCGUACAUCAAGAACACGAUGAUGCUUCAAAAGAUCUUGAGGGCUACCUUAACAAUCCCAUAAAUGCGUAUCGUUUGAUAAAACGUCUCUACAGAGAUUGGCCAACAUUUGAAGAGUCUGUUACGGUUGAUGCCACACGUACAAAUUAUUUAGAGAAUUUGAUUGAAAUGAAACAAAAUCUAAGUUUUCCCACACAAAAUGAUAUGGUUGGUUCCACAUUGGCCUUGGUGCGCUUACAGGAAACAUAUCAAUUGGAUGUCUCACAAGUGGCUAGUGGCAUAUUAAAUGGUGUAAAAUAUGGUUCCUCUAUGUCAUGGCAAGAUUGUUAUUUAGUUGGUGAAUAUUUGUUUGCCAUGCAAGAUUAUAAUCAUACUAUACCUUGGCUCAAACAGUCUACAAAAAUGUUGAUGGCUGGUGAUUUUAGUGAUGAUGAGAUGACUUUGGAGUUUAUAGAAAUAAUUGCCGAAUAUCAUAAAACAAUAGGUGACUUUAAAUCAGCCAUGGAACUCAUCAGUUACAUACUCAGCAAAGAUGAGACACGACAAAGUGCUUUGGAAACUAAAGUGUAUUUGCAGCAAGUCAUAAGUGAGGGCAAACUGGAGGGGCUAAUGUAUCAAAAUAUUUCCAACCAAAAUCACUAUCAUAACACCAAUGAAUAUAAACUGUAUGAAAAAGUGUGCCGUGGCGAAUUUGAGCACUUGUCCAAACAGCAGCAAAGUCGUUUGGUCUGUAGACAUCACACCAACAAUCAUCCUUAUCGUUUGCUGCAGCCCUUUAAGCUCGAGGAGUUAUCGUUAGAUCCUUAUAUCGUAUUUGUGCACAAUGUUAUAAGUGAUCACCAAAUGGAGGUCAUUAAAGAAAUGGCUCAACCUUAUAUGCAAAGAUCAACAGUGUUUUCAAAAGAUGGCGGUCAUUCGGAAGUCACUUAUUAUCGUACUAGUAAAACCGCUUGGUUCAAAUAUGCUUAUCACAAUUACACCACACAGUGGUUAAGGCAUGUGAAUCAUUUGACGGGGCUUAAUACAGACAAUGCAGAAGAUUUGCAAAUAGCUAAUUAUGGCUUGGGCGGACAUUAUGAGCCACAUUUUGAUUUCUUUACGGAUGAUUUUACUACCUAUGAAAAGGAGGGAAAUCGUAUUUCUACCGCUAUUUUCUAUCUCGCCGACGUGGAGGAAGGUGGUGGCACUGCCUUUCCUUUUUUAAAUAUUUUGGUGAAACCCCGCAAAGGUGCCAUGUUAUUUUGGUAUAAUCUACAUGCCUCAGGUGAUGGUGACUAUCGCACCAAACAUGCUGCUUGUCCCGUACUGAAGGGCUCAAAAUGGAUUGCCAAUGUGUGGUUAAGAGAACCUGAUCAGUUCAACACUAGACCCUGUGAUCUAACAACAAAUCAUGAAGUAUCUUUAAUGUAUAAGGAUUAUAAUUAAUAAAGACUAGCAAGUAUUUCAAAA